AUGAGGACAGCGAUGACGGCGCCGGUUCAAUGCCCACUGCGCGACAACGCUGGCGAAUUACCUGUCACCAACCGGCCCAUGCUUGAGAAGACAUUCUUCAGUGUCCAGAACCCACAGCAAUCGAAAAACUACUCACGACGCGUCGAAGCGUUCGACUUGUGGAACAAAUCCUUGCCAGGAUUACUGGAUGCGUAUUUGGGCUGGUCAGAUGGGUAUCUGGAAGCCGGCGAUUAUUGUAAUUCAUUCAAAACUACAGAAGCUGUGUACAGCUGUAUAACAUGUCAAAGCAACGGUGACUCAUUCAAGUUUUGCGCGUCCUGUGACGAUGGGUUUCAUGGACAGUCGAUCCACCGUGCAUGUCAUAAGCGUGUAGACAACGGCGACGCGUGUUGCACUGGGAAGUUCAACGCUACGUGCUGCGACAAACAUGCUUCAGCCACAAAAACGACCGUGUGGUGCCACACCGUUGUGGGAUCCGUCCUUGCGAGUAUCAAACUUUCUGAUUCAUGCGUGACCUACCACGGGUCAAUGACCCAAUUCUUGGCGCGAGUUUAUGGCUUUCUUGGUGCAACCCCACUAAUGGACUCCAAGAAUGGACAACGACAUGCGUUUUCCUUUCAAAUGCUUGACUCCGGGCUACGAUUGCGCGAUAAGGGGCUGUCAUUUCAAGCUAUUUCUAGUUACUUCUUCGACGGCGACGUGUUUGGUUGUGCAAAUGAGGAUACAAUUCGACGAAAGCAAGUGUACAAGCCCAUGAUGGACACAAUUCGCGCAUAUUCUACCAUGAAGUGGCUACAGUACCACGGCCGCGUGAUCCCAUCGAUUAUGCAAUUGCACGGCGCUGGGAAAACAGAAUGCCCAUGCCUUGGCAAUCCUGGGCGCCAUAUUGGGCCUCUGAUUAUGUCGGUGGAUGGCUUUGCCUCGGCGUCGCGGAUUGGGAGCUCAUUCGGCGGAGGCGGCAACCACGGAACACCAAUCAUCUCGUCGGAAGUGUUUCUACAACCGGGCCCAGACCACGUUAAGGCAAGACGCGAGCACGGUAGCUUACCCCUCUCGAUGUGCGGGCACCAUCACACGGCGUCAAUGGAAAUCGAAGGCAAAGACCCACGCAAAGAUCAGAUCGGCUUUGUUGCAAGUCAUUGUCGUCACCAAUGCAUUCUGGCUUGCAUCGUGUAUGCUUCGACAUGUUGUACGUGGAAGUUUGCAACGACGUCUCUGGUACUAGUGCAUGUGCUGGCACGCUUCCUCUUCCCCGCAGAUGCGAACCAUGUCUAA
Molecule: messenger RNA, 1275 nt
Organism: Aphanomyces astaci
Lineage: Eukaryota; Oomycota; Saprolegniomycetes; Saprolegniales; Verrucalvaceae
Exons: 6
Coding region: 1-1275 (424 amino acids)
Source: RefSeq, a predicted model, not a curated record